Messenger RNA from Acinonyx jubatus (cheetah), 5214 nucleotides. RefSeq names its product arylsulfatase family member J (gene ARSJ). The transcript has 2 exons. The coding region runs from base 1 to 1803 and encodes 600 amino acids. Lineage: Eukaryota; Metazoa; Chordata; Mammalia; Carnivora; Felidae. The record is from RefSeq and is a predicted model, not a curated record.
AUGGCCCCCAGGGGGUGUGCGGGGCCCCCGCCUCCGCCGACUCCGCCGGCCUGGGUUUGGCCCGGAAAGAUGCUAGCCAUGGGGGCGCUGGCAGCCUUCUGGGUCCUCAGCCUCCUCACCUACGGUUACCUGUCCUGGGGCCAGGGCUUGGAGGAGGAGGAGGAAGGGGCCUUGAGAGCUCAGUCUGGAGAGAGGCCAGAGCCCAGCACAUCUGCCACCUCCCAACCCCAUCUCAUUUUCAUCCUAGCGGAUGAUCAGGGAUUUAGAGAUGUGGGUUACCACGGCUCGGAGAUAAAGACUCCCACUCUUGACAAGCUUGCUGCCGAAGGAGUUAAACUGGAGAACUACUAUGUCCAGCCUAUUUGCACACCGUCCAGGAGUCAGUUUAUUACUGGAAAGUAUCAGAUACACACCGGACUUCAACAUUCUAUCAUAAGACCUACCCAACCCAACUGCUUACCUCUGGACAAUGCAACCCUACCUCAGAAGCUGAAGGAGGUUGGAUAUUCGACACAUAUGGUUGGAAAAUGGCACUUGGGUUUUUACAGAAAAGAAUGUAUGCCCACCAAGAGAGGAUUUGAUACCUUUUUUGGUUCCCUCUUGGGAAGUGGUGAUUACUAUACACACUACAAAUGUGACAGUCCUGGGAUGUGUGGCUAUGACUUAUAUGAAAAUGACAAUGCUGCCUGGGACUAUGACAAUGGCCUAUACUCCACACAGAUGUACACUCAAAGAGUUCAGCAAAUCUUAGCUUCCCAUGAUCCCAGAAAGCCUAUAUUUUUAUAUAUUGCCUACCAAGCUGUUCACUCACCACUGCAAGCUCCUGGCAGGUAUUUUGAACAUUACAGAUCCAUUAUCAACAUAAAUAGGCGGAGGUACGCUGCCAUGCUUUCCUGCUUAGAUGAAGCAAUCAACAAUGUGACCCUGGCUCUGAAGACAUACGGUUUCUAUAACAACAGCAUUAUCAUCUACUCUUCAGAUAAUGGCGGCCAACCCACAGCAGGAGGAAGUAACUGGCCUCUCAGAGGUAGCAAAGGAACAUACUGGGAAGGGGGCAUUCGAGCUGUUGGCUUUGUGCAUAGUCCACUUCUGAAAAACAAGGGAACAGUGUGUAAGGAGCUUGUGCACAUCACUGACUGGUACCCCACUCUUAUUUCACUGGCUGAAGGACAGAUUGAUGAGGACACUCAACUGGAUGGCUAUGAUGUCUGGGAAACCAUAAGCGAAGGCCUUCGUUCACCCCGGGUGGAUAUUUUGCACAACAUCGACCCCAUUUAUACCAAGGCAAAAAAUGGCUCCUGGGCAGCAGGCUAUGGGAUCUGGAACACUGCAAUCCAGUCAGCCAUCAGGGUGCAGCACUGGAAACUGCUUACAGGAAACCCUGGCUACAGUGACUGGGUUCCCCCUCAGUCUUUCAGCAACCUGGGGCCAAACCGGUGGCACAAUGAACGAAUUACAUUGUCAACUGGCAAAAGCAUAUGGCUUUUCAACAUCACGGCUGACCCAUAUGAGAGGGUGGACCUAUCUACUAGGUAUCCUGGAAUCGUGAAACAGCUCCUACGGAGGCUCUCACAGUUCAAUAAAACCGCAGUGCCUGUCAGGUACCCUCCCAAAGACCCUAGGAGUAAUCCUCGGCUCAACGGAGGAGUCUGGGGACCAUGGUAUAAAGAGGAAAACAAGAAAAAGAAGCCGAGCAAAAAUAAGGCUGAGAAAAAGCAGAAGAAAAGUAAGAAAAAGAAGAAACAGCCGAAAGCAGGUUCAUUUCCAAAUUGCCAUUCAGGCGUUUGCCAUUAUCUUAGAUAAGUACAAAUUUUUUUCCUGUCUGGUUAAACUUAAGUCGGUCUUAGUCUUUUAGCUGUUUUCUAGAGAGACCAGCAAAUUUGGCUCAAUGAUUUUACUGCCGGAAGUAGCAGCCCUGUUUUCAUGUUGUGCCACUCCAGAGACUGCUGCCACCUGGUCGUCAUGUGGAAGACGGUUCUGUUUUGUGCCAAAGGUGCUACCCUUGCAAGCCACACUUAGAGGAGAAUGGAGAUGCUGAUUUCUUUUGCUCCUUUACAAAAAUGGUCCUUAAUCAGUGCAACUGUUGUGCUUUCGUCAACUGACCAGACACUAUGCUUUAAAACUGCGAUCAACGGACCUGCUAAUUUGAUGGAAGUUACAGGAUAGCAUGAUUAAAAACUACCUUUGAUAAAGUACAGUCAAAGGUUGCAUCACCUGAAAGGCCUUGAAAGAUACGUUUUCUUCGUGAAUUAUUGUAUCUCUGUCUUAUGAUACUUGGUUUUUGAAGUUAAUUCCAUUUCAUGUAUCAUUUCCUUUCCUGUGAAAAUAAGCUGUUGCUCCCAUGUAAACAGCUUGAACCUCAUUCUGUCAUGCAUGAGGGAAUGGCAUAUAAGAAUGUUUGAGCACACUGCCAAAACGUGAAUGUAACUAUUUUCUAAACACUUUAAUAGAAUGACGUUUCAACGUAAAGUAUGUAAUUUAUUUUUACAGAAAAAAAUAUUAAUUAUUUUGUUUUCACAAAAAAGUUCUACAAAUAACUUUUAAUUAUUUUAUUUUUAUUUUCUAAAUACUGUUAGAAGAAUUUUAUUUCAUAUCUUCAAUAUUACCAAGCACUGUAGUACUAUAAAUUACUGUAAUACUGGGUGAAUUCAUAAAAGAUAAAAAGAAAAUUAUUCAGCAAGAAUGAUAAUCCUCAUUGUUCAGCCAUUAUUUGAAUGUAAAAAGAUGAAUAUAUUCCUUACAAAUUACUUGGAAUUCAGUGUUGUACAGGGUUGAAAGACAACUUUAUUAUCUAUCAUAAUAAACACCUUAUUUAUGUGUCUUUAUUAUUAAAAUGACUUAUUUUAUGGCACUAGAAACUUUAUUGUGGCUUUUUCUGAUCUAAUUUCUAGAUGAAAUUAUAUUCUUCAUCUUAACAACAAACAUCUUUACAAAUAGGCAAUUGCAGGUAUGAUUUGCUAACUACCAUAGUAAAUAAUAUGGAUUUUUUCAAAUAGGAGAUGUUUCCACUUGGCUAUUUCAUAGACAAAAAUGUCCUUUUGUUAAUAAAUAACAUUUAUAAUGAUCCUACUCUUAUAUAAAGUGGACACACUGGGGAGACAGAGAGAAAUGAAGAUAUGGAUCCUACCUGGAAUAAUUAAAAAUCUGGUUUGGAACUCACAUGUGUGAAUACCAUGAGGAGGAUUAAAGGAGCAUGAUCUUGGGACACCUGGGUGGCUCAGUUGGUGGUUAAGCCUUCGACUCACCUCAGGUCAUGAUCUCACAGCUUGUGAGUUCUAGCCUUUACCUAGCCCUGUACUGAGCCCCAUACUGGGCUCUGUGCUGAGCAUGCAGAGCCUGCUGAGAUUCACUGUCUCUCCCUCUCUCUCUGCCCCUCCCGUGCUCCUGCUCUCCCUCUCUCUCUCUCUCUCAAAAAUAAGUAAAUAAACUUAAAGAAAAAAAAAAAAGGAGGGCAUGGUUUGUAAUAAAAUUUAUCAUGGGUCAUCAAUGGGCCUAGAUUGAUGUGGCUCCUCUGUCUGCCCUAGAGUUUUCUUUAAAGUGACUUCCCCUAAUACAAGGGCCUCUAAGCCUCAUAGUCAACACUUCAAAAAUCACAGAAAGAAGUUACAACUGUGAUAACAAAAUGUAUGCGGUGGUAUGGCAGCAUACCAUUAAAUACAUUUGCAUCAGAAUUCAAGGGACUGCCUUUCACAAUUUAUGGAAAUCAAUAAAAGAACAUUUAGACUGUUACUGAAAUUACUAACCAAAAUGAUAAAAAAUAAUUUUAGUAUUUUACUUCUAGAGUAUAUGUUUUAUGUAGGAUAAAGAACUAUUUCCUGAGCUUGUGUUUUAUAGACUAUAUAUUAAAUGAGUCUUAGAAAUCAAAGGCAUAUUGUCAGUGUUUUCCUUUCUUAGUGGUACAUCAAAUAAUGAUGUGAUUUACAAAAGUUGAUGUCUUAUAACUCAAAAAAUAGAGUUAUCAUUAGAAAAUAGUUUUGAGGGUAAGUUCAGGAAAUGCUGAGUUAAACAAAGUUAAAAAGGUCUCUUUAAUGCUGCCUUUCUUAAGAGUUCUUAAAAUCCUGAUUUGCCUCAUAAAUCUCUAACAGAUGGAAGUUUUUAUUCAUGAUUUUCUAAUUUAUUUCACCAUAAAACUCUUGUCAAUAGCACAUUGCACAGCACUAGGCAAAGUGUGGAACAGACUUUGAAAAUUAUGAGUGUAAACAUAGAAUCUUCUAGAAAAAGGAGGCAAUUAAGAUUAUGAAAAUUAACUCACAUGAUGCCACUAAGGAUUACAUAAUAUGAUGUGAUUUUAAGUUCUCUAUUAAUGACCAUAACUUUCUCAAUGAAAAUAAAUUAGCCCACAGUCUUCUAUCUAGAAAUGGCUUCACAAAUGUUGCUAUUGUUCGCUGCACCUGGUGCUUAGGUAGACUGAUUUAAGAGAAGUCUGUCUUGCCCUUAAGGAGCUAAAGUCUAAUAGUCAUCUAUAAAUAAUGAACAAAAAUCUUUCCAAAAUGCUGUCAGCAAAUCACUAGGUAUUUCAAGAUGUCCAGGAAGGAAAAUACUGUACACUUGACUUUCAUGUCCUAAUCAUUCAAACUCUGUUAAUACUGGGUAUUUAGUCUCAGGUGUCAAUCUCCUAAACUGCGAUUCUCAGGUUGAAUUUCUAGGGCCAUCUGUGGCUCUUCCAAGUGUAAAUUGCAACUCUUUAAAGCCUCUGAUCCUGGGGCCCCUGGGUGGCUCAGUCUGUGAAGCAUCCAACUUAGGCUCUGGUCAUGAUUUCAUGGUUUGUGAGUUUGAGCCCCUCCUCAGGCUCUGUGCUGACAGCUCAGAGCCUGGAGCCUGCUUCAGAUUCUGUGUCUCCCCGUCUCUCUGCCCCUUCCCCAUUCAUGCUCUGUCUCUCUCUCAAAAUAAAUAAACAUUAAAAACAAAUUAAAAAAACCUCUGAUCCUUUCAUUAGGAGAACAAAAGAAAGUCCUGUUUCCCACUAGCUUUGUCAGAAAAUACUUUGUGGCUAUGGCUAUGUGCCUUGGAUGAGAAAGGAUAUAAACAUUUUAUUGGAAUAACAAAGCAACAAAUAACAAAGCAACAAAACCUUGUGGUACCUUUCCAGUGAAAACUUCCACCCCACAUCUGUCCAGUCUACUAAAGGAGAUGUUUCAUGUAUAUUUACAUACUCUUACCUCACUUUUCAAAAAAUUGAGCGACUGUUACAGUUUCUUGAAAAUCUUUUUGAAG